AUGGUCUUGUUACAAGUUCAAUGGGUCAUUUUAUGGCUUGUUAGCGGUUAUGGGUUUGUAUUUGCAGAUCAAACUGCGUGGAAAACUGAUUCUUUUGAUACAUAUCAAGCAGAAGCCAAUAAGUCACUGUUAUGGGCACCUUAUAGAUCGAACUGUUAUUUUGGGAUCAGACCCCGUUACGUCAAUGAGUAUCCGUUUUUGAUGGGAUUGAUGUGGAUGGAUACGUCGAACGUUGAUGCUUUCUCAAAACUACGGCAUUUUGUCGAUCAGGGCGAUAAUAUGCAGAAAUGCGCCUGGGAGAUUAACGACCCUAGAUUUGGUGGGAAAGAAAGGAUAAUAGACCCCGAAAACAAUUUAAAUUUGACUUUGUUUUUUGCUAAAUCUAGGGAUGGGAACAAUUGGGGGGUAAGGGUGAUGGGUCAAGUACUAGAUACGACUAAGAGCAGCACUGAGUCCCUGAUACUGUAUAUGAAUCAAAAUGGGAAACCUGGCGACUCUGCAAGGCUGGAUCGUGUGACAUCGUCAAUAAACCCUUCAAAAGUUUUGCAAUUUGAAGGAUUUUCUCCAGAGCUCGGAGAUUACAGCGUGACUAUUGAAGAUAUUACCGGGACACUGUACAACUCCCAAUCAAGUGCGCACAUGUCUUUAACAGUUCCUAAUGAGCAUGUUUGGAAGGCCCGCGACGUGUUUCAAACAAUACUGCGUGAUUGUAUUCAAGAUUUUACCAAGGAAACAGAGUUGAAGCCUGAUUUAUUGCCAACCGCAUUUACUAUAAGAAAUAUUCACAAUUUCCCGGCCGGAAACUUCCAUUACGUUCAAAAAACUUUCCAAUUGAACGAGCCAUUCCAGUUUGAUUUAAUUUUCAAUAAUCGUCAAUCCAAGCAACCCAUCAAGUCAAGCAAUGAACUCUCGAACCUCAUUACAUGGUCUUUGGAUACAAUUGAAAACAAAUUUGCUAAGUCAUUUUCUUUCAAAAGCGAAGAGGAGAAAAAGUUUGCCCGCGAGAGUUUGUCUAAUCUUCUUGGUGGGAUUGGGUAUUUCUAUGGGACGCAGCGCGUUGACCGGACCACUGUUUUAGACGAGGAGCAAUUCGAGAAAAUUGAGCUCAACAAUGCCGGAGAAGAAGGUCCUUUAGAGCUUUUCAGCAGCGUCCCUAGUCGUGCAUUUUUCCCGCGUGGAUUUUAUUGGGAUGAAGGGUUUCAUUUGCUUCAAAUUAUGGAAUAUGACUUUGACUUGGUGUUAGAGAUUUUACAAAGCUGGUUCAAUUUGAUUGACGAAGAUGGAUGGGUUGCUCGAGAAUUGAUAUUGGGAGAUGAGGCUCGAAGCAAAGUGCCAGAAGAGUUUCAAGUGCAAAACCCCAAUAUAGCAAAUCCUCCAACACUUUUGCUUUGCUUUAGUGAAAUGCUUGCAAGGGCACAGGAAUUUAGCGAAGCUCAAGGUACUGAUCAAGAACUUGGUAUUGAACAAACAAACGAUCAGCUUUUGAAAAACUCUGAUUUGCUUCUUGCCUACGCUAAAAACGUCUACCCUCAGCUGUUAAGACAUUUUGAAUGGUUCACCAGGACGCAACGUGGAAUGAUUGAGGAAUACCUUGAAUUCCUGGAUGAAAACGUGCACCCACAAGAAGCAUUUAGAUGGGUUGGACGUACUUUCACACAUUGCCUCCCUAGUGGGCUGGAUGACUAUCCUCGCGCACUUCCUCCCGACGUUGCAGAACUCAAUGUUGAUGCGCUUGCCUGGGUGGGGGUGAUGGCCAGAUCGAUGAAGCAAAUUUCAGGAAUUAUAGGUUUAGAGGAUGAUAGUGAAGAGUUCGCUAGAAUUGAGCGUAAUAUAGUCGAGAACCUGGAUAUCAUACAUUGGAGUGAGAAGGACGCUUCUUACUGUGAUGUGACUGUCGAUGACGAAGCUGACGAUCCACGCAAAUUUGUCUGCCACCAGGGCUACGUGACUCUGUUACCAUUUGCACUGAAGCUCGUGGAUCCGAGCUCCGCCAAGAUAACCCAUUUCGUGGAUCUGAUAGCAGAUUCUGACAAGUUGUUGAGUGAUUACGGUUUGUUGUCUUUGUCGAAACAAGACAAGCUAUUCGAUACAGGCGAAGUUUACUGGAGAGGUCCCGUGUGGAUCAAUAUUAAUUACCUCUGUUUGGAUGCUUUGCUACAUUACGCUAGAAGCGACAGCUUCACCAAACCAGAAACCGCUGAAAAGGCCCGCAACGUAUACCACGUCCUUCGCGAAAACCUGAUUUCAAAUAUGUACCGUGUGUGGAAUGAAAGUGGCCACGUCUACGAAAACUACAAUCACCACAGCGGUAGAGGGUCUGGCACACAACAAUUUACUGGCUGGAGCUCUUUGAUUGUAAAUAUCAUGGGCCGUUUUCCUAAAGAGCUAGAUGGGUUUUGA
Molecule: messenger RNA, 2400 nt
Organism: Lachancea mirantina
Lineage: Eukaryota; Fungi; Ascomycota; Saccharomycetes; Saccharomycetales; Saccharomycetaceae
Source: the annotation of a GenBank genome assembly